GCCAUAAGAUGGCGAGACUGAGGAUACGUCUGGACGUUGUCGCCGGUCUGCCGCUGACGUCUGUGAUCGCGUGUCUGUGUCUGUUCACCCUAACAUCUGUUAUCGGUGCUGUUGUAGCGACUUACCCUCUUAGACUCGUUGAUGGCGAGGAGACAUCAUCUGCUGUUACUGGACGUUUGGAGGUGUUCUAUAACGGUACAUGGGGAACCGUGUGUGAUGAUGGUGUGACUGAUAUCACUGCUUCCACUCUUUGUCGCAUUCUUGGACACAGCAGCAGUGGCUAUGCAGUCAACCGGGCAGGCACUGGGUUGAUCUGGUUGGAUGAUGUGGUGUGUGCAGGGAACGAGACUCGCAUAUCCCAGUGCUCUCAUCUUCCUUGGGGAGAAAAUAACUGUGGGCAUCACGAAGACCUCGGUUUAUUAUGUUCAAACGAUACAACAGAAAGAAUCAGGCUCGUAGGUGGACAAAAAACAGCAACCAGUCUAAGCGGACGUUUGGAGGUUUUCUACUUCGGUGUAUGGGGGACCGUUUGUGACAACAACUCCAACAAACGCACAGCCAAUACUCUUUGCCGCAUUCUUGGCUACAGCCAUGGCUAUUCGGUCCGUCGAGCAGGGUUUGGUGAAGGUUCUGGGUUUAUUUUGUUGGACGAUGUGGUUUGUUCAGGGAACGAAACUCGCAUAUCUCAGUGUUCACAUGCUCCUUGGGGAAAUAAUAAAUGUAGGCAUGGCCAAGACCUUGGUUUGGUGUGCACUAACGAUACAACAGUUGCAGAAAAAAUCAGGCUUGCAAAUGGAUCAACGACAGCAACCACUCUAACCGGACGACUGGAAGUUUCCGCCUUCGGCAUAUGGGGAACCGUUUGCGACGAUAAAUUCAACAAACUCAGUGCCAGUACACUUUGCCGCAUUUUCGGUUACAGGGAUGGCUAUCCAAUCAACGGAGCGUUUGGAGCAGGUACCGGAGUAAUCUGGUUGGACGAUUUGGCGUGUUCAGGGAACGAGGCUCGCAUAUCCCAGUGUUCUCAUCGUCCUUGGGGAGAGAAUAACUGUGGGCAUAGCGAAGACAUCGGCUUGGUCUGCUCAAACGAAAGAACAGAAAGAAUCACACUGGUCAAUGGAUCAAAAACAGCAACUAGUCUAAGCGGACGUUUGGAGGUUCUCUACUCAGGUGUAUGGGGGACCGUUUGUGACGGGAGAUCCGAUAAACUCACUGCCAAUACUCUAUGCCGCAUUCUUGGCUACAGCCGUGGAUAUCCGGUUAACAAUGCUGGGUUUGGAGCGGGUACUGGGGUAAUCUGGUUGGACGAUGUGGCGUGUUCAGGGAACGAGACUCGCAUAUCCCAGUGUUCACACCGUCCUUGGGGGGGAUACAUAUGUAGGCACGAUGAUGACCUCGGUUUGGUCUGUUCAAACGAUACUACAGAAUCUUAUCCUCUUAGACUUGUUAAUGGCGAGGAAUCUUCGUCUGGUGUUACUGGACGUUUGGAGGUCUUCUACAGCGGUACCUGGGGAACAGUGUGUGAUCAUCGUGUGAACGCAGUGACGGCAAAGACUCUUUGUCGCAUUAUUGGAUACAGAUAUGGCACUGCAGUUAGGCGAGCAGGGCUUGGAGCAGGUACUGGGAUCAUCUGGUUGGACGAGGUGAAGUGUUCUGGGAACGAGACUAGCAUAUCUCAGUGUUUCACACCGUCCUUGGGGGAAUAACAGUUGUCUUCACAAUGAAGACCUCGGUUUGGAAUGCUCAAAUGUUUUAACAGUAACUCCCAUUCGGCUUGUUAACGGGAGUCGAGGAACAAACAGUCUCAGUGGCCGACUGGAGGUCUACCACAAGAACACAUGGGGCACGGUUUGUGACAACAUUUUCGACCACAGCGCAGCCAGAACUAUCUGUGGGCUUUUGGGAUUCAGCGAAGGAGUCGAAUUGCCGAAUGCGUAUUUUGGACAAGGGACUGGACAGAUUUGGUUGAACGAAGUUCGUUGUUCUGGGAACGAGACUGUUAUAUCAGAGUGCUCAACUUGGGGGUGGGGAAUUCACAACUGCCGUCACAACGAGGACGUGAGUUUGGUCUGUUUUAACCCAAAUCCCCAGGAGGAGCUAUUGACCAGACUGGUUGACGGCCAUCGGAGCCCAAACUAUCUCACCGGGCGCCUGGAAAUAUUCAAUGGUGGACUCUGGGGCACGGUGUGCGAUGAGGGCUUUGGUCCGUUCUCUGCUCCUGUAAUCUGUCGUAGUCUGGGCUAUAGAAAUGGGAAUAAGGUUCCCCGAUCCAGAUUUGGAACAGGAAAUGGGCCAGUAUGGAUGGACAACGUACAAUGCUUAGGAAACGAAACUAACAUCUCACAAUGCCUUCGUGGAAACUGGAGAAAUACUUCCUGCACCCAUUACCACGAUAUAGGAUUAUACUGUUACAACACACCAUUUACAGGGUCAGUAGAGACAAGACUUAUGUUUGGACGGAGGGGUUCCGACUGGCAGACCGGCCUAAUUGAGGUUUACUUCGCCGGAGAAUGGGGGAGAGUCUGCGCUGAAAGGUUCAACAACGAAACCGCCUUUGUUGUCUGCC
Liolophura sinensis is the source of this 2566-nucleotide messenger RNA. RefSeq names its product deleted in malignant brain tumors 1 protein-like. The transcript is spliced from 16 exons. Gene Ontology annotation, cellular component: membrane. The record is from RefSeq and is a predicted model, not a curated record. Lineage: Eukaryota; Metazoa; Mollusca; Polyplacophora; Chitonida; Chitonidae. Bases 9 to 1706 code for a protein of 565 amino acids.